Molecule: messenger RNA, 861 nt
Organism: Daucus carota subsp. sativus
Lineage: Eukaryota; Viridiplantae; Streptophyta; Magnoliopsida; Apiales; Apiaceae
Product: protein BUD31 homolog 1
Exons: 4
Coding region: 168-605 (145 amino acids)
Biological process (GO): mRNA splicing, via spliceosome
Cellular component (GO): spliceosomal complex; nucleus
Source: RefSeq, a predicted model, not a curated record
GCCUCACAAACUGGGCCUGGACUGGAUCCAACUUCGCAGGCUUUUAGCCAUUUUAAUGAGAACGCUCAUAGAAUAGUUUCCAAGUUUUAACUCUCUCCCAGCCCUAAUUACUCAAUUGCUCUCAUUCAAAUCCUGUGCGCUCUUUCUCAAUUAUCGGUUGAACGAAAAUGCCGAAAGUGAGGACAAACCGCGUCAAGGUCCCGGAGGGUUUUGAACUGAUUGAGCCUACUCUCCUUGAAUUGCAAGCGAAGAUGAGAGAAGCUGAAAAUGAUACUCAUGAUGGGAAGAGAAAAUGUGAGACACUUUGGCCAAUUUUUAAGAUAGCGCACCAGAAGAGUCGAUAUGUUUACGAUCUUUAUCACCGCAGGAAGGAAAUAUCUAAAGAGUUGUAUGAGUUCUGCUUGGAUCAAGGCUAUGCUGACCGAAAUCUGAUAGCCAAGUGGAAAAAGCCUGGCUAUGAGCGCCUUUGCUGUUCACGAUGCAUGCAACCACGGGAUCACAACUUUCAGACUACUUGUGUCUGCAGAGUUCCCAAACACCUGAGGGAGGAGAAGGUCAUAGAGUGUGUGCAUUGCGGUUGUAACGGCUGCGCAAGUGGAGACUGAUAAAUUUGUUUCCCCUCUGCAUACAGUAAUUUACUUCUAAUACUGCCUUAUAAUUGCUCUUCACGUAAAGAUGCCUAAAUCUUGUCUGAGCAGUACUAAUAUCUAAUCUAGUGCCUUCCAUAUCAAGUACACUUUUGCACUGGAUUAUGUUAGUGUAUAUGUAAUGUGUAUCAUGUACUAUUACUGUAUGGUUUGAAAACUCUGUACAGCUUGACUAAUCUAGGACUUAUAAUAUCUUAACUAUUUCUGUUUAAAA